AUGACCUCAACUUCAACGAACAAAACUUUUUCACUAUCAUCAUGCGAUUGGAUAGGUUUUGAUUUAGAUCAUACAUUGAUUCGUUAUCGAUUACUCGAACUACAUACAUUAAUUUAUGAAUCACUUCGUCAAUAUAUUAUCGAUACAUAUCAAUACAAUUCCCAUCUACUUAAGAUUCCAUACGAUAAUGAUUUUGGUGUUAAAGCUUUAAUUUAUGAUAGUUCAUAUGGAAAUUUAAUUCAAUUAGAUUCAAAUGGUUUAGUUCAUACAGCAUUACAUGGUGUUAAUACACGUUUAUCCUUCGAAAAUAUAAAAGAAAUUUAUCCAAAUGCUUUACAAGAUAUCGAAGAAGAUAAAACUAAACGAUUUCUAUGUAUUUUUACGUAUUUUGAACAUUGUGUAUCGUAUUUAAUAGCAAAUAUUGUUGAUUUAAUUGAUAAAGAAAAUUUAUAUGAAAAAUGUUCAAAUCAUAAAAUCGAUCCGGAGAAAAAAUAUAAUUUCUUUCUCAUUGAUCUUUUGAGUGGAUUUGAAUAUUUAUUUAAUGAUUUUCAACGUGGAAAUUAUUUUUCAUCAAUACGUGAAAAUCCAAAUAAAUUUAUUUAUAAACGUUUGGAUGUUCGACAAUGGUUAGAAAAGUUGAAAAAAUCGAACAAAAAAUUAUUUUUAGCAACAAAUUCGCGUUUCGAUUAUACAAAUCUAUUAGCAAGUUAUGCAUUUGGUGAUGAUUGGCAAAAUUUAUUUGAUUUGAUUAUUGUUGAUUGUAAGAAGCCUUCAUUUUUUAAUGAUUUAAAUAAGAGAUCAUUUCAUCGAUUUAUCGAUGAAGAUAACAUUCUUCCAGUUACUAUUGAUGAAAUAGUUAAAGAUUUUAAUCAAAAUUACAUUUAUUCAUUGGGUAAUAGUGAAGAUUUACAAAUAAUUAUGAGUCAAAUAAGUAAACAAGAGCCGAUUGUCAUCUAUUUUGGAGAUCAUAUAAAAUCCGAUAUAAAUUCAUUAAAACGUUAUACAAAUUGGCUGGCGGGAGUAAUUAUUGAAGAACUUGAAUUUGAUUCACCGCCAACAAUUGUUCAUACAACUAAACAUCAUUUAAUAAAUCAAUCAUUAACAAAGGAUGAAUCGUAUAUUAGAGGGAGUAAAUCUAAAUAUUUCUCCAGUUUUUUUAGUUCUCCAUCAGAUUCAAUUAUUUUCAACGAUGAUGAUGAUGGUGAUGAUAAUAUAAAUCGAAGAAAACUCGAACAAACUGAACCUGAUGUUGCAUUACCAUCUUUAUCAUCUUAUUGGUAUACUUAUAUUACUAAAUAUGCACAUUUGAGUUUAAGUUGUUUAAGUGUAUUAGCAACUCAAGUUGACUUAGAUCAUCAAUUUCAACAUGAUGAAAAGACGCAGCAUUUUGUUCUGCUAUCGAAAAAAUGA
Messenger RNA from Rotaria socialis, 1410 nucleotides. The record is from the annotation of a GenBank genome assembly. Lineage: Eukaryota; Metazoa; Rotifera; Eurotatoria; Philodinida; Philodinidae.